CACCAAGAUGGCGCCGCCCAAGUCGGGCGAGUUACUGGCGCGGGUCAAUUUUCCCCUGUAUUCGAUAAAUGUACUUACCGAAAGGCACAUACUGGUCGCGGGAGGCGGCGGGAAGUCGAGGACUGGCAUACCAAACAAAAUUGAGAUAUACGAGCUGGUCCCGACGAAGACAACAUGCAAGGCAGAACCAGUGACACGCUAUCCGACGGGCGACUGUGCCAUCAUGAACUCGACCGUCUUCUUUCACAAGGGGCGCAAGAGCUUCGCGUUGGCCGCAGGAGCCGACGAACACUGCCAGAUGUACACCAUGCGCUACUGCCUCCUCGAGGACUGCCGGGAGGAAGACGGCGACACCAGGUCUGAGCGCGACCGAAGAGGCUCGUCAUCAGCUCUGCGGCGGCGGCGACGGUCGGAGUCGGCCUCCAAGGACCACGGCGAGGGCGACAGGCCGGAUGGCAAAGUGGAGAAUGGCACUGCCAAUGGCGUGGCGCACGAAAUCGGUGACUCAGCCAAGGCAAAGCCGGACACGAAUGCCAACAGCGUCCGGAUUGGCUUCUCCAUUCGCCCGGACACCAGCUUCCGGACGGACUUCUCCACGAAGCAGGAGCCGUUCCAGAAAGUGGUGCGAUUCGCGCCGGAAACAGAGGUUCUGUUCACAGGUGGUGCGGACGGCUUCCUUCGAGCCUGGAAGUAUCCCCAGUACAAGUUGAUAUACAAGAUCCAAGCCCACGACGACGAGCUCGACGACCUGUGCAUCUCACCAGAUGAAAAUAAGGUGGUAACAGUGUCUCGUGACGGCCACGGCUACGUCUGGGACGCCCUGAAUGGCAAGCAGGUGUGCGAGCUGACCUUUGUCCCACCUGGCAACAGCUCUGAGAGGUACAUCUUCAGAGCGUGCAGGUUCGGCAUCGUCGAGGGAGACAAGAGCAAUUACCGCCUGUUCACGAUAUCGAACCCUCUGGUGCGGAAGAAGCCUGCCUCGCGUUGCUACCUGACAAAGUGGGAUUUGCGGAGACAGGCUCCUGAGAAAACCCAGCCCAUGGGCACAGACGUCCUGUCAUCGUUAGCUGUCAGCGAGGAUGGCCGCUUCCUGGGCGUCGGCCACCUGUCUGGUGCGGUUGAAGUAUACAUUGCCUUCAGUCUUCAGAGACUGUACCGGGCCGAGCACGCUCACAACAUAUUUGUCACCGGACUGGAGUUCCUCAAGUCGUGCGACGAGACACGCCGCCUCGCAGGCAACUACGAUGCAUCCCUCAUCAGCAUAUCGGUGGACAAUCACAUCGUUGCGCAUCACAUACCGUACCCAACCACUAUGGAAGUUGCACGCCUGCUCAUUGUUCUUGUCGGAGUGAUCUUCGUCGUUUACCUGCUGAUGGACUUCUAUGGAUUGUGAGAGGGGAAUAAAAAAAGAAAAGUGCAGUGGCUUCGAGACCGUGGCUGCAAACCGAUGUGUCCGAGUGUCACUGCGCUCCUUACAUAGAGACGACAGCAUUCCAAGACAAGCGAGCCACGUCCUCUCCGUUAACGGACUGUUGCCAGUUGUUGCCUUGUUACUAUUGGCCGGAUCCGUUCGCAUUUGUGCCGGCCGCGGUGAUGACCAAAGCUCUUAAUGCAGCCGCUCCGUAGUUACUGCGAUCAAAAUCUCCUCACGUCGCGAGUGCCUCCGGAAACGUCGUGGGCACACGCAACUCGACUGAAGUAACGGUAGCAUUUAAGCAUUCUACAUUUAAACCACCCUCGGCUUGGCGUAUCUUUCGCGGCAGCAAGGCUUUUAUUCUACACGAAAAGAAACUAGAAAGUUCUCGCAACACUGUUGUCAUCAGUGCCAUAAAAAAAAAAAGAGCAUUCAAAAGGAAGCUGCUGUAGAAUUUAUGGGGUACUAAGAGAAAGUGAUUCUUGCAACUUCUUAGAGACCAUGCGACACAAAGUAAGCAGUUAUGAUCCUAACUACAAUGCUCUCUUGGCAACCCCCCUUUGCCAUUUGUUGUUCUUUUUUUUUUUGUUUACUGCGAGUUUUAAGUAUUCUAGGUUCCCAAAUGUGAGCAGAGAACCUUUGCUGAUUUUGCUGUUUCAAGACUCAAGCGUCGGUGGGGUAUUUUGUACAGUUGUUUCGGAAGAGAAAGAAGUUUAGCCCGUUGCGCGAUUGGUUCUUCUGUGAUGCUAUACUUGUACAAAGUAGUUUCUAGGUUGUCCAACGAAAGGUGCAGUCCUUCAGUUUUGUUUUUAGGUAUGACGAGUAGUAGUAUGUGUGUGGCUUUUAGUAUUUGUUUUUGUUUCAUAAUGUUCUUUUGAUAGAGAAAAGAGCUCGUCUCAUACGUGCAAUGCGUGAUCAAAACCCUUGCUUACAUUCAGUUGUGUGCACUUGGUACGAUACAGUAUAUCUCGUAACAGAACAUUGGCUAUACGUUCAAGGCUCCACCUUCCAUCGGCCAGCGGUGGACGUCUCUGUACUAGUCAUACCUGGAAGGGCUAAUUUCAAAUAAAAGCUAUGCGGUUGAAACAAA
This is a messenger RNA of Rhipicephalus microplus (southern cattle tick), 2504 nucleotides long. Its product is annotated as guanine nucleotide-exchange factor SEC12. The record is from RefSeq and is a predicted model, not a curated record. Lineage: Eukaryota; Metazoa; Arthropoda; Arachnida; Ixodida; Ixodidae. Gene Ontology annotation, biological process: endoplasmic reticulum to Golgi vesicle-mediated transport. Gene Ontology annotation, molecular function: guanyl-nucleotide exchange factor activity; protein binding. Gene Ontology annotation, cellular component: endoplasmic reticulum membrane.